Messenger RNA from Symbiodinium pilosum, 831 nucleotides. The record is from the annotation of a GenBank genome assembly. Lineage: Eukaryota; Dinophyceae; Suessiales; Symbiodiniaceae.
AUGGCAAGCCAGAAAAAGGCGCACGAUGAACGCUGGUUGACCGCCAGACACUUCCCAGGCGUACGCGAAUUUGUUAGAAAGUACGAGCUUGCCAACCAAGUCAACAAUUGGGAUAGGGCUGUGGACAACGUCACAUUGAAGAUUGACAACAUGGCACGCCAGAGAGGGCAGCUUGGAGUAGUGGCUGAGCUGCGGAAGGAGGAGCUGCGCCAAGUCUUCCCUAUCAUCCAGAGAUUGCAGUGGACAAAGUGGUCUAGCAUGGGGAUCUUUUGCCACUGCGUCAUUCGCGAAUAUCCCCUCCAGAAUGCCCUCGCCAAUGUUGCACGGCCCACAAAGUUCCACCGGACUUUGCUGCACAUCUUCAGUGUGAUUGCCAGUCUACUGGGAGCCUGCAUCAUCGUCACCUUUCCGGCUCCCGUGGACGAAGAAGUGGAAGCAACCAAUACAGCCACCUGGGACCUGUUCAUGCAAGCGCUGACGAUGCCGAUCACCGGCAACACGAUUCUCUGCGCUUGCAUUGGCAGUCUCUUCCAUGCGAUUGUCAAGCCGGCUAUCCUCAGGUUGUUCUACCGCUAUGCCAUCCCUUACAACACUCGUCCGACGACCUCCGUGGAAGCGAGGAGGUUUCAGCUCAGAUACUGGCACGAGUUAGCAGAGAUGGGGAAGUGGACUUGCAUUAUCGGCAGCAUCUUGGGUUUUGGCGCGGUCGUGUCCAUGUGCAUGCUCACACCGCAGCCACGAGCCGCUGCUGCUUUCCAGGCCUUCUGGUUCAGCCUGCGUGGGGCUCGGAGCAAUCAUGAGAAGACUCGUGAUAGUUUUCAUAUUAAGUAG